This is a messenger RNA of Anopheles funestus (African malaria mosquito), 12563 nucleotides long. RefSeq lists its product as uncharacterized. The coding region runs from base 6828 to 11201 and encodes 1457 amino acids. Gene Ontology annotation, cellular component: cytoplasm; membrane. The transcript has 3 exons. Gene Ontology annotation, biological process: protein folding in endoplasmic reticulum. Lineage: Eukaryota; Metazoa; Arthropoda; Insecta; Diptera; Culicidae. The record is from RefSeq and is a predicted model, not a curated record.
UUCAGUGUCAAUUGAGUUGUUCAUUCGUUCGUUUCGUGUGGUUUCUGUUUGUACUGCUCUGGUCGUCGUCGUCGUCGUCGUGUGUUGUUACUCGUUACUGUUCCUAUUUUUCCUCCACUUUAUCAAAGAUUUGUGUGUGAGGAAGGAAGUGUUUCCGUUUUUGUCCUUUUAGUGUGUAGGAAUUAUAUCCAAAAUUGAAAUUGGCAAGCCGUUUUUCGGUUGUUGUUGUGUUGAAAAAACCCGGGUGCGGUACCGUGGUUUCUUGCCAAUAGAAAAUAAAUGCCGGGUCGAUAUUAUGUCACAUCACGACGGUUGCGAGCCAGGCAAUAAAGCUGCUGAACAUCAGUAACCGAGUGAUCAUCCAACAUAACAGCAGCAUCGUCGACAUUGACCAUGAUGUGUGUGCGUGUGAAAGCAGCAACAUUCCACACAGAGAGUGUUGUGGCGUUUUUUUAUGUAUAAAUUCUCACUUGCAUAAAAUGCAUUCUUUCUUGGUGAUUCAUUACACCAGUCCCUGUCGCAGUUGGGGGGGUGAGAAAUGUGCAGUUGUGCAUUCUAAUGGUAUGCGUGUCUGCAUCGUGUCAUGUACUGCAAUCUAGAAUAAAAAGUUGAGAUAAAUCUCCCUAGAGUGGGUUCUCAACGAGUGUUAAAAAGAAAAGAAAAAUGGAAUCAACUUCCUGUGCAUCAAAGUGGCAAAAAUGCAAUUUAAUCUUUGAGACGAAGAGUGUGAAGUUUAUAAGCGAAUUAAGCAUAAAGAAGUGUAAAACUGCAUCUGUAUGAUCGUUACGAGCAGGAUCUCUAACUGUGUUUGGUUUAAUUUAAACGUCGUGGCAAGCAAUUGUGCUGGUUUAAGCAAAAAAAAUGUAGAUAGUGGUUGUCCAACAGGCACAGUGUUAGUAAGGCGGAAUGUAUCGAAAGAAUGCUACCAUUGCGCUAAUGUACGGUUUGUGGGAGUAAAUUGUUAGCAUGAAUUGAUAUGCAACGUGGAACUAGCACAAAUUGAAGAUUAUGUUAAAAAAAAAAGAUUUUUAAUUUACGAGUUCAAGAGCAUUUGUUAUUCUAAGAGCUAGAUACUAGAUCCAACUUUGCCGCUUGGCCUUUGUAACUUCUGUAUCCCUCCAGAUGUUAAAAUCAUUAUCUUUCCCUGUUAAUUAUUCUUGUUGAAGGUUUCCCCUUUCCUCUGAAAACCAUGCUAAAUAACCCAGUUUAUUAGUUUUUGACUUUUUUUUCGUUCAUACACCAAACUAAAAGUCCUCAUAUUUUGAAAGGCGUUGACUCUGAAUAUCACACCACUACUUAGCACCCAUCCAUCUUAAUUCGUGCGUGAAGUUUGUCCAAACUUGAUAACGAAACGGGUGUACGAGUUGUGAGAAUUUUGUGCGACUCGAUGUUCUGGCGCCGUCGUGCUGUUUUGCUUUUCAUCCACUUGACCGUACCAUAAUGGAAGUUCCAUGUUGGCGUUCUUUCCACAUAUUUCAUUAGAGUUGGACGAGUUGGACCGGGGCUUAUGAUCGGGCGUAAAAGUGUAAUCACUGUGCGAGGGCGUCGCAAGCAGACAUUAAGGGAAAUAAUGAAAACAAGUGGUACAUUCGUUUGUCAUCACUAUGAUGUGUGGUCAUUGCCCCACUGUGACUCCGUUUACAGUUUUGUGGGAGGAAUGUGUAGUUGCUAGCUGCCCUUUUCUUGCAAUGUUGUUGUGAGGUUCGGAAUUCGGGGGGUGUGACAUCACAUUAAAGUGCAAUGAAACUGAAUUUGAUGAUAGUUAGAAAGUUUAAGAUGGAAUUAAGCAUUAAGCAAGCUUUUCAUUUUGUGCUUGCCAAGCGCUUCAUGCAGCGACAGAUGCUAUAGCAUGGUUGGUAAGCACGGUUUAUAGCAACACACUCGUGGCGAGAUCAAAUCUUAUCGGAGCUCUCUCAUGCAUCAAGAAAAAUUUAACUUUGAUAUUACGGUGUAUAUCAAUGGCACGAUGCAAUUUUAAUUGAAGUAUCUCAUUAGCUUCCGGUGGAGUUGGGUGGCAUUUGUGCCAGAGAAAGCAUUUCCAAUGGCGCCUCCAGUUUUCAGGGGAGGGGAAGGAGGGAGAGGGGGAUCUUUCUGUUUGGAGCUGCUGGCGUAAUCAUGUUGCACGUGAAGCGUGUAUAGCUUUUUGUGAAUUUAUCAAGUUUGCUGCAGUUUGGUCCAGUCCAUCAUUCACUUGGAGCCAGUUUUCUGACGCAAUGCGACGCCUGUUUGCGGUUCCCAUUCGGUGGUACGUGAGUGAACGAAGUUACAAAAAGAACUCGAAAGAAAAACAGGGAAAAACUAAAACAACAUCCAUUUUUGUGCGUUGCGAUAGUUAAGUUCCAUUCCAAUUAGCUGCAUCUUUUUAUUUUGUUUUUGAGAAAAUAAAGAAAACACAUUACGCUUUAGUAGUGAAAGUGAAAGCAUGUUUUGAGGUUUUAACGACAGAUUGGAUGCUGGUGACAAAAUUGCAUUUCUAUUAGACUUUCAACAAGUUAGGUAAAGUGUCAGAAAACUUUUCGUUCGUUAGCAGCUUCGGGAAGGAGAGCUAUUGAGUAAUCGUUGGUUGAGGGGAUAUUUUUUAUUUUGCUAACGAAGAAGUUGAAGUUAGCAAUGUAAAUUUUGCCCCUUUGCCAGACCUCUAUGCUAUGACCUCUGGAAUGCAAAAUUCAGAAAGAAGCCACAUUGUGGAGAGUGAGCUUGAAAAACCGGUCCAUACUGUUGUUGCCAACUGUGUUUGUGGGUGCUUUUUUCACGCGCGUUUCACAUUUGGUAAUAUUUUCUUCACUAACUUAUAGAAGUUUUGUUGUUUGUGUUCGUUUCGGUGUGCGUGGUAGAACAUUCACUCGGUGUCACUCUUUGUCAUUGGAACAUGUUGAAGGUUGAGUAAAAGGUAUCGACAUUAAGAAUAUAGGUAGAAAAGUACAUUCAUUUUUUUGAGGGGUUAUUGGUGACAAAUUGUGGCUAUUUGUUGGAGUUCAAACAAAUAGUUAACCUUGACGCGCUAGUGAUGGAGCAAUAAAUUAGGAAGUUGAUAUAACUUCAGAUAUGGACUUCAGAUAGUGUAUCUAUAUGUGCGUUAAUGAUUAGCAUUAGCAUCUAGAUAAAGCUGGAACACUUCCCAAAUGAUGGAACACACAUGUAACGUACCACAAUUACCUGAAUACGUUGUGUUCAACUGUCCCAACCGCUAACAAAUCGUUUUCGAUUGUUAGUUCAGCCUGUUUGUAACAGUUCCCUGCCUCCCACGAAACACGCAACGACAAUACCAUAACAUGUAAUGGUGCUUUAGUCUACAAAGUGUGCACUUUUGCUACUUGCGUUGUUGCAUAUUUAAUGGUGACCAAAGGGCGAUUUGAGUGUCUAUUUCUCUACUCUCUGUAUCCGUCCGACGUUUGUGACCCUUUUUGCUCUUGGCAUUGAUUUCGACGGAACUAAUCGAUCCGAUAUCGAUCGUGCUGUGUACGGGUUGAGCGAACCAGCGUCAAACCGAACGGACUUUGUUGUGGUGGCUCCACAAUGGCGAGCAACUGUGAUGGACGACCCUGAAGAUCGCCAAAUUGCGUCGCAAGUGUCUUUCGUGUUGCUUAUGUUUCCAUCUAGAAAUCUAAGCAAGAGUGAUGGUGAUGUUUCAUUUGAAAUUUUGGUAGUCUAAUCAGCUUCCUCCGGUGGUUCCUCUUCGGUGUUGAAUGCUGAAUUCCGAUGCGAAAUCACGCUAUAAACUUCAUCACCAGCAACAUUGAUAAGAAUUGUAGUUUUGUUUUUGCGGCUUAAGAAGUGCCUUGAGCGUGGAUGUUUCUAGAGAAGAUGACGUCCCAAGCGUGGUUUUUUCCCGCUAUAUUUAGAUGGAGUUAUCAGUAAGCAUCGAGUUCGAUUACUCAAUUCACGAUCGAUUUGCGAUCGCUGCUGUAAGUGUGAUCUUGGGUCGAGCUUUAGCAAACAAGAACGGAGCAAUGUUUCGCUUCUUCAAAGACAGAGUCCGCCGAGAGUCUUCUUUGUAUGCAUGCCACUUGAGGGUAUGUCCGCAUCGGCAUACUACCACCUCACCCUUUGCUUAUCAUCUUGCAGGAGGUAUUUUAACCUUCACUGUUGUAAACGUUGCCGACGAUGAUUUACAGUUUGUGCGGCCACCGCUGAACGACACACGACCGGAAUUACUGUCGCGAAUUGCAAUCCGUGAAUGCUCUAGUGUGUGCGUUGUGACUGAUUGUAGUGUGGUAUGUUGACGAUACAGUGCACCCUUUCCAUCACACCGAUUUCUACCCGUCCCCCGCCGAGAGUGGCGCUUACGGUAAACAACACAGAUGACGUGGACAAAUCGGGAUGCGCUUCGUCGCGACUCACGCUAUUUCGAUUAUCGCAAUCUGUUGUGUUUGUUGUGGGUUUGGUGGAAUGGUUGUAGUAGUAAUUACUAGCUGGGAAAUAAAGAUAUUCGUUAUCAGACUAUUUAAGCGCAAAACUUCAAUCGUUCGCCUGACGUGGUAUAGAAGCCGAAAUGUUCUAGAAAAAAAUAUCAAUAAAGGUUCGCUGUAGGAAAGGAAACAGCCUUGAGAUGAGGCCUCUGUUUGAGAGUGUAGUAAGUUCAUUCAUAAUGUCUUGCUUUGCAUUCUCGGAAUCUUCAAAAUCUUGGCAUUAGAUGUGAUUACUUAAUCGCAUUUCGUCUCUACAGAAAUAAUAGUACCACUUGCUCAUUUGCCAAUUCAGUGCUGUGAAUGGUAAGCCUCAUUGAACUUGAGAAUAAGAAGUAAAAGUCCGCCUUAUACAAAUAUACACCUCUGCAAGGUGAUUGACAAGGAUUUUUUAUUUUUCAAAUGUUGUUCUGGAUGACUGUAUCUUGCUUGUUCAUCGAAAGAAUUCGAUCUGAAAGAUAAGACUAGACGUGAUUUCCAUUGUGUAUAUAAUUGGUUUGUUUUGAUAGCUGUUAGGUGUAUGAAAAAGUUAAUAUACGAUUGUCAAUGUAUGUACAUUUUCUUGGGUAUUAUAGGGGCUGAGGAUGAUUGCAUUCUUGCCGCGGAUGCCUUCAGACGUACUCAGAGCGGGUGAUCAAGUAGUGGAUUCUGUGAGGCUCGAGAAGAUCUUUUGUUGGAAAAUCGUACAUGCCUUUCCUUUUAAAAGUUGGGUCGCUAUGAACGUUCUCUUCUCGAUAUAAAAAAAAGAUGAUUGCAUACUUUCAGUGGUUUGGAACCCUGGGUGUCGUGAAACCUGGGCUAAAUCUUCUCCAAGUCCGUUUUAUAUGUUGUGGGAUUAUUUUUAUGUGCUAGAUAAUAAAUCGAGGGCCCAGCUAAGAUUUAAAAUUCAGCAGUUAAAUAAAAUCUUAGACCAAAUUUCAGUAACUCAAUCUUUUGAAAAUACCAUUCACUCGCAUUUACUUACAAAUGCUUCUCUCUCUCUCUCUUCUUGGCUUAACGACCCUCUAAGGUAAUGCCUGGCAUUUCUGGUUUACUAGACUUGUUUUUACCACUUAGUCGGAUAGUUACUCCUUGUUGGUUUUGAUGCCCAAUCUUGUCAUGUAGAACCAGCUCCGUUUAUCACAUAAACCACCAGGCCGCCCUUAAAUCGACAAAUGUCUAAAUCGUUCAAAAUUACCAUUCGCUGUUCUACCCGCGAAACACUACCUGAGUUAUCAGAGCGCCAAAUUGCGUCAGAAAUUUGUGAGAUUUAGCAAACCAUGUGUCAAACGUGUAAUAAAAUAUCACUGCACUUGUAUCACUUUAAGGAAAGCUGAUGUUUCUGCCUGGUUUUUUUCGCUUUUGUAGUAAACAGACAGACAGUUGAAGGGAUUAUAUUUCAUCGCCACGUUUAGCGAACACUUUUGAAAUUGUGCGCAAUUCAUUAAAAUCGGACGGACCUUGAAAGCGAUCCUACAGAGUGACGGGAAUUGUUCUGGAGUGAUUUCAAGAUACGGCUGAAACGUGGACGGUACUGUUGUUCUGGAGAUAUUUGUGGUUAUGAUCCACAAUGGUCUCACAAAUUCACGUGUUCCACUGCUAGUUGGCAUGUCGUUUAUCGUGGUGUGCAAUUAAUGUAAAUUGAGGCUUUAAAAUUGCACUAAAGCACCGCACAAUUUCAUUGCAUUUUCCAUACCACUGGCUUACUGCAUAGGACGAAACUGUUUCACAACGAAUAAGCUUUCAGUGGAAAUAAAAUUUCUAGUUUACCGCAAACGGUGUGCCGCGUUAUCGGUGUUAAUUUCAUGACGAUAUAGAAUUGUUUUCCUUUCCUUCGCCUUAGUUCAGUUGUUGGUAUGUUAGUUCUAUCGUACACGUCAUGCAAGUAAUGCAAACAGUUAUGCAAACAGUACGAAAUAUUGGCAAGCAUUCGAGCACAAGUUAGUAUACUGUUUGGUGACGGAACCCCGAACUGUGCCUGUUGUGAGACAAGCGCUUAUCAUUUACCUCGUUACGGAUGGAUAAUGACUAACGUGCGUUAUUUGCCUGUUUAAAUAUUCAGUUCCAGUAAUAGUGUGCCUGACGACAACGAGCUCUGGACAAAAAGAAAACUGCAAUUGUUUUUGUUUGACAAAACCAGAAGUACAGUACAGUUCCGAAACAGCUUGUGUGCGUCAGCAAACUCAGGUUCCUUCGUUUCGCUCGUGUUUCAGUGAACAGUGUUCUGUAUCAAAACGUAACGUGUCUCGCGCCUUAGUAUCUCGUGAUCGUGAUCAACGUAUCGCCAUCGACACUUGUUUCUCUCUCUCUCUCGUUUGUACGAAAGAAAGUUUCAUAUGUUCGCCAUCGGUUGGUGGUUAUGUUUCACACUAGCAGAACACCAAAGUGGAACGGAACGUUAGUUGGCAGUGGCAGUGGCAGUUCUAUGUACCGGAUCGUCGAAUGCUUCAUCUACCAUCGGUCGAUGUGUACAUGGUGGUGAAUCUGUAUCUGGUUGCAUUUUGCUACAUUAAAUGGCAGCUCUCAAUGUGGCUGGUCGGUGCGAUCGCGGAACGGGCCGGAAGAAUGCGUAAGCUUACCGUGCUGGUGACCUUCUGCUGGGUUGCACUGAUCACACAGAUCGUGGCCAUCUCCAAUCUUUACCACGAUGGGUUACAAGACAUUCCAGGACCACCAUCGAUAAUAACGUUGGUGGACAAUCAGCAUCAUGAGCUGAACAAUAUCGAAAGCAAGUUGGAGGAGAAUUUAGAAGCAACACUGAAGAAUCUGUCGCACAACAAUGUUCACACCGUGCAAACAACCGUUCCGUUACACGCUGAAGAUGAUGAUACAGGCGGAUCUCUGGACAGCCCAAACAAUGAUACGAUCGAAGCAAAUGAACCCUCCACUGUCCAUCCAAAGGAGAACGAGCAGCCGUUGUUGGUGAUGAUUCCCGUGAAAGAACCGGACGAUGCAUCGAUGGGAUCCGUUCCACAGCCCGCUGAAUCUACUUCGACGCAAGAAGUAUCGAGCGAAGCAACACUAGCUACCGAUCCUGGUACGCCUGUCAUUCCACCGAAGCAGCUCGAAGUAAACCUAACGGAAGAAAAUCCUAUGCCAGUGUUUAGCGAGUGGGCCCAGAAACAGAUGGCUGAGGCGGAGAAAAAGUUAGGUGAGGUGGUGAAUGCGUCUGCCAUGAAGAAGGGCGCAAAACCAUCCGGUAGCAAAACGGGCGGUGGCACCAUGAAGCUACGGGCGAAAAAUUAUGCCGCACCGGAAUGUGGGGCAAAGAUUAUAGCAUCGAACCCGGAGGCACAAAGUACGGGUUCUGUCCUAACUGCACCGAAAGACGAGUAUCUGCUAAAUCCGUGCACCAGUAAGAUUUGGUUCGUGGUGGAACUGUGCGAACCGGUACAGGCGGAACGGAUCGAGCUGGCCAAUUUCGAGCUGUUCUCAUCGUCACCGAAAGAGUUUACCGUAUCGGUUAGUAAUCGAUUUCCGACGCGCGAUUGGGCCAAUGUGGGCCAGUUCACCGCCAAGGACGAACGGUAUGUGCAAAGCUUUCAGCUGCAUCCGCAUCUGUUCGGCAAGUUCGUGCGGGUUGAGAUACUGUCGCAUUACAAUCAGGAACAUUUUUGUCCGGUGUCACUAUUUCGUGUGUACGGUACGUCGGAGUUUGAAGCGUUCGAAACAGACAACACACCGUUACUACCGGACGAUGAUGAUGAUGACGAUGAGAUGCUUGGGUUAGCUAAUGGGGCAGAGAGUAAAGAGCUGCUGCAGUCGGGCAAACCGAUUGUUACGGAUGGUGAAGGAGUAGCCUUUGAUGAAGAAAAUUCUCUAACGGCCCAAGGUGGAAAGCAGCAAGAGGAAGGAUCUUUGGAAAAGCAGGGAUACGAUGAACCGGUUGGACGAAAAGGAGGAAAGAAUCCAAACAACAUUCUGAAAUCGGCCGGUGAGGUGGUAAUGAACAUGGUUAAGAAAGCUGCCGAAGCACUUGGCAAAAGUGGGAACGAUAGUAACGAUUCGUCGAUCGGUGGCACCACAACGGAAAGGACACCAUCGGAGGGAAGGAUUUUGGUUACGAAUGUUCCGACGAGCUUACCAGCUGCACCAGCAUCAUCGUUAUCUUGCGUUACACUAGCUUAUACAAUACGUUGCGUUAAUUGCACCGACCAUUUUCGGGCUCGUCUCGAGUCUUUGAUGAAUUGCAAACACAAUCUUCUCACUAGUCUACUAGGAGUGGCACGAAUCGAGCGAUCGUUCGAUUCCGCCCAGCAUUUUCUAUGUGCCAACGUGUUAGGAUUUAACUUACCGCGAUCGAUACAGGGCGAGGGCGUGGGGACCGGCGAGGUGUCACCAACGGUUUGCAUGAAUAUGCGCUACAGUGUGCUUAAUCUGUUACCGGACGAGUUGGUGGCGGGGCUGUGCAAUAUGGUGGCAUUUGAUCUGAACCUUAUACCGAUGUCACAUCCCGAUGGAAUACAAGAGAACAAGGAAGUAAUAGCAGGAAGUGAGAUACAAAAGCAUGAGAACGAUAAAAAUACUUCGGAACAAACGCGUGAAGAAGACGGUGCCAAGAAUAUACCUAAUCAACAACAGGAAAAGCACGUACCGGCACCAGGGAAAACAGUCGUCGAUGUUAAUCAUGUACCAAAAAUGGUCGAAAAUGUAGACACAUCUGAACCAAAUGGGCAAGGAACCGUAAAUGAUAACGAGCGAGAAGUUGUAGCUACUGCAGAGGACGGAAGCGAGCAGAUUUUAUCGGAAAAUGCGUCCAAAGAGGAUGUGAACAUGUUUAAUAUAGUUACUGAACCAUCUGUUGCUACUACGCCUGAUUUUGCUGCCCGUGACGAAGCGUUUAAAGCUACGGAUGGAUCUAAAGAACAGGAACAACAGCACCAGAAUCUGCCAGAACAUCGAGAAAAGGAAGACUUUUCCAACGGUCACCAAUGGGAAACGAUUGAAGAUGGUAUGUUGGUCGUUGGCGGACAUCAUCCUUCGGAAAUAGCAGGAACCGCUCCUACAGGCAGUGGAGGAUUUACGACCGGACCUGCUGUUACAACUGCCCCAUCGGGUAUGGGUCAGCAAAAGGUGCAACCAGAGAGCGUUUUUCUGCGAUUGUCCAACAGAAUUAAGGCCCUUGAGCGAAACAUGAGCCUUUCGGGACAGUAUCUGGAGGAAUUGAGCCGUCGCUAUCGCAAGCAGGUGGAAGAGUUGCAGCAUUCCUACGCCAAAACGUUGCACGAGAUCCAGGAACAGAACCUACGCAUAACGGAGAGUGAGAUGAAGCUGCGAGAAGUGAAUGAACGUUUGCGGCAGGAUUUGGUAGAAUUUCAGGCAACGGCUACGGAUUGGCGCAACAUUGCUUUAGCGGUGCUGGUGUUUAUCGUACUGAUGCUUUUCAUUCUUCUCGCAAUGGUACGUUCGGUGGCGAGCAGCGUUAACCGUUUAGCAAACGGGCGUACGAUAGAAAGACAGCAGCAACCUGCACCAUUACCGCAGAGCGUUAUCGAUCGUGAGCUGGCACAAGUUGGCUCAGAUGCUAAACCGAUUCGUGGUCGAAUGUUGCGAAGAAAAUCAAUCGAUGGUAUGCCGACGGGUGGUGGUGUGGAUGUGACCGGAAGUACAAUCAGUAGCGCUUCGGGUAUUAUUAUUGCGACCGCUGAAUCAUCGACGGUGGGCACGAGUAUGUCACCGGCACGGUUACGCAAAAAGCGACCGAGUGAAGAGGCGCUUAAUAUUAGCGGAACAUACGUGAACCUGUUGAUCGAUGACGGGGAAGGAUCACAGCUACACCAAUCGGCACAAUCAGCACCGAUAGCGUUGGAGAGGAAAAAAUCUAAACAUAAGCACCGUAAAGUGUCCGCACCGUCGAUGAUUGCUAGUAGUUCAACUCCGGUCCCGCAUGGUAGUGGUUACACGCAUCAUGAACCCGCGAAACGAUCAAUUUCCAUGAUCGAACCACACGAGCAACAGCGUUGGAGAAUGACGCCCGUAAAUGGGAGUCCCCAACGUCAGCAAACUCCCGAGAAGGAAAACAGUGGCCGUAUCGAUGAGUUGCCAUACCUGGAGGAUAAUGAUGAAUUUAUUAUACCGACGGCAAGCGAUUUGUCGUACGAUGAGUAUGUGCCCGGAUCGAACGUUUCCUCGGUGGAAACUGCGCCGACACCUAGCGAUAUAGAACGGCCCGUAAAUGGUACGCCCGAUAGGAAUGGAAGUGUACCACCACAAUUACUGUCUAGCGGUGGUGAUGCCGGCGAAGGAAUGGAACCGAAAAUAAACCAUUCAAAAUCGACACGCCGUCUGUCGUCGCCGGCAUUUUUCAAAAGUUCACUGUUGCGUUCAAGUCUUGGAUCGAAAAAACGUUCAUCUAAAAAGUCGACUAAUGGCAACAGUAGUAAUAACACAAGUAGUAAUAGUAGUAGCAGUAAUAGUUCCAACACUAGCGGCGGUAACAACAUUUCCGUCGUGAAGGAAGCGGGUGCAGGCGAUGCGGGAUUAAGUGAAAGCGUACGUACACCCCAGGACAGCUGGUACCGUUGGUGGUCAUCGGAGCAGAGCAAAGUGCUUUCCUCGUCUUCGCCGUCAUCUAGUCAGGAAGUUGGUGUGUCGCCAGACGGCAAACACCAGCAACAGCGCCAAAGGAUAGGAAAAGCCAAAUCAGCCAGCCCAUCCGAUAGUGGUGCCAAGCAGGUGGAACAGGAACCGGUAAAGUUGUCCGUGUCGUUCAAUGGUGAUCUGCCGUCGAACGGUGUUGCUGUCGGUGGUAACGGUGCGCUAGAACGAAAAUCAAGCCGGGGUAGCAUACGACGAUUGUUCCGGAAGGUGUUCUGAAUAAAGUAGCAGAUAACUGAAUUACAAUAGACUGACGCUGCCGCCGCUCCAUGUGUGCGAAGCAGCUGUGUGAUGGAGAGACGAUUGUUAAAAACACAAAACAAGACAGCCACCAAUGGGCGGGAUCUUCUUCAAGGGCCAACCGAUUAGCGGAGAACAUAUUUAGCAGUUGAUAGCGCAUACUUGUAGCAUACCAUGCGGACAUGUUUCCACUGUUUCGCUGGAGGGAAAAAGUCAGCAGAUGAUGCAAAUGGUUCCUUUCUCUCAACCUGUACACCCACUUGUUUUACGUUUCGUACUUGUUGUGUAUUUCCUUUUGUCUUAUUUAUAUUUUGAUGUCUGUAUAAAUGUGUACCCGUUAAAAAAUUGAAGGUGAAAAUAUCGCUAGAUUUAAUAAUGUAGGAAUAACUCCACAUCGCUGUAGAUGUCGUAGAAUGAUAAGCGCUAAGUAGGAAUGUCCGUUUCUGCGGGAUAAAUCUGUCUGUUUCUUAACACUCUUGCCAUUUAGAAAAAUGUUUUGUUUUUUUUGCUUCAGUGAUGUUGAGAAAAAAAAGCACACAUGAAUAUACGUGUCUUGUUCUUUGCCUUACGUGUGUACCAGUUCCAAAUCGAUGUUUAUGAAAAUUGUAUGUGUUGAAAACGAAAUGUAAACCAAACAAAUUGGACCCACCCGGUUUUGAUUGAUUUGUUGUGAUGUUUGGUGCAUUUGUAUUAAAUGUUAUGAAACAAAAUUUGUUUGUUCGGCUAACCAAAAAGUAGAUUAAUCAAUUCGGUAACUGCAAACACGUGCAGAUGCGAAUAAGUCACUCUAGAUGUUGUCAUAGCAUAUAGCUUAGCUAUGUGUACGGCUCAUCCUUGUAACAGAUACUGGAACAACAGGUGGUUAUAUACCCUUUAAUAAUUCGGUUUAAAGCGAUUUCGGACAGUCUAGUAACAGGUCAGAACUGCAAUGUGAUUGUACUGUUUGGAAACAUAUGGAAACAAUUAUUUGCGAUCACUAACAAACAGUAACCAAUACUAAAUAUAGGCCAUACAAAAGGAUAACAAAUUGUAGCACGUCGUCCACAAUGUACUGUCGGAAAAAGUAAAACAGCAGUACACAUUGUUCCGCACUAGUUAAACUUUUUCGUGAUGCACCUUCCGUAGGCUUUACAAUGGUACAUUAAAUGUGGCAAAGCGUUAUAAUAAUGGAACACAAAAUAUUACCCCAUAGAACAGGCUCACCCGUUUAUCUUCGCCUCAGUCAGUAAUGCCAAAUAUGCAUAACUUGAAACUCCGAUGGGCGAGAAACAAGGCCGGAUGGAUCCUACCGUUGAAACGUUCAUGUAGAAACCGAAAUAAAUUAUUUUGUUAUCAAUAGUA